GGUGUGUAUUGAGGGUCUUGGACUGGACUGUAAUCCUUUAGUCCUGGUUGGAAUUACCCUGCACCGUCUGGGACAAACAAUAUGACAAGGGCACACACACAUGCGCACACACACAAAACAUAUUGUUUUGCUCACACACACUUGUGGAGAGACUUGCUUUGGCUGACGUUACCUCAUCAUGACAAAAUGUCCUCGGCGGAAACUGGCUGAUUUACUGCAAGAGAAGUAUGACCCAGAGAACUCGGGCUUCAUCAGCACAGAGCGAUUCAGGGACCUGCUGGCGACACACGGCUCCGAGCUCGACCCCCACAAACUGGAAGUCUUAUUGGCCCUCGCCAAUGGCAACGCUGAUGGAAAAAUCUGCUACCAGGACUUUGUGAACCUGAUGAGCAACAAGCGUUCCAACAGUUUCCGGAGGGCCAUUCUGCAGGGGAGCAGGCAGUUGAAAGGCUGCAGUCUCCGAGAUGAGGUGGGCCUGGGACUCCCUCAGCGGCUGGUCCGGCACGUCGCCUACGAGACGCUGCCCCGCGAGGUCGACCGCAAGUGGUACUUUGACAGCUAUACAUACUGUCCCCCACCACUGCUCAUCCUGGCUAUCACCAUCGCUGAGGUAGCCGUGUUCAUGUACUACGGCUUCCAGCUGGACCGCUUGGUGCUGCAGGUGUCCAGCCCGUUGUUCCUAAAGAGCCCCUUACCCUACCACCCCCAGCUACGAGCCCAGGCCUGGAGGUACCUCAGCUACAGUUUCAUGCACACUGGCAUUGAACACCUGAGUCUGAACAUGGCCAUGCAGCUGCUGGUGGGAGUCCCUCUAGAAAUGGUCCAUGGAGCCCCGAGGAUCGGACUGGUCUACGUAUGUGGUGUGCUGGCAGGGUCUUUGGCGGUGUCAGUCACAGAUAUGACGGCUCCAGUGGUCGGGUCAUCCGGGGGAGUGUACGCCCUGGUCUCAGCGCACUUGGCUAAUGUUGUAAUGAACUGGUCGGGAAUGAAGUGUCAGUUUAAGUUAUUCCGGAUGGCAAUGGCUCUGGUCUGCAUGAGUGUAGAGUUCGGUCGGGCGGUGUGGUUGCGGUUCUACCCACAGGCCUUUCCUCCGUGCCCCAACCCCAGCUUUGUGGCUCACCUGGGAGGGGUGUUGGUCGGCCUGACACUGGGCGUGGUCGUCCUGCAGAACUACGAGCAGCGACUCCAGGAACAGUCCCUGUUCUGGAUCUUCUUCUGCGUCUACGCCUUGUUCGUGCUUUGCGCAGUCUUCUGGAACGUUUUCGCCUACAGCUUGCUCGACGUGCGACUGCCCCCGCCACCGUGAUUUGUCUAUUAGAGGCAGAUGAGACACUGUAUCCCCUUUAUUCCUCGAUCAGUAGAGGUGUGACCGGCCGGCAGGAUGAGCCACCUCACCCCUCAUAUUAUGAGCUUCACCAUGGGGUGAUCAGAGUUGCCUGACAGCUACCACACUUCUACAUCCAGUGCUUUGGUGCAGGGAUACCCGACUUGUAGCAGCAACCCUCUUUGUCUGUAUCAACAUUCAUUUUUUCAUCCCACCUGCUACAUUUGGGGUUAAGCCCGACCAUUGCUCCCACUCACCAAAUGAGUGAACCUCUACUUGCUCUUUGUCUUCAUCUCUGUUGGAUGCUUGGCACUCAACAGUAUCAGCCAGUGGAACUUUUGUUGAUGACACUGUGCUGACACCAGGAGAAACCUUGGAUCUAACGCAACAGGAACAAGCAGGAACAACCCAGUCCACAUGGCUUAACAUUGUCUGCCUCCUCCUCCUGAAUCCAACAGUGCCUAGUCAUGGAGACAUCAGCAUGAUGAAAGUAUUUCUGCACAGUUGCCUCUUGUGUUGGGCGACAGCAGUAAAAAAACAGUUUUCAGAAAAGCUUGUUAACUGCCUGUGGCCUCUUCAUCAGCAGAGGCCCUGUGAGAAUUUUGGCUUUGUUGGAGUUUUGUCAUCAUUACAAGCAGUUUAUGUGCUGCACACAUGAGAGGUACACAUUAAAUAUGAUGAGCAGGAUAAGUGGACCUCUUUAAGUUUCACGGUGUAGAGGGAUCAUGGAAUAUAUAGAUUACAGCAAUUUUCUUAAGUUAUUAUGAAUUUACCUUUGAAGCAAAGUGUUGGUUGCUGUUCAGUGUUGCCUUCAGCAUCUUGCACUUCCCCAAAGAAGGAUUCAUAUUUGUUCAAUGCUCUUUGAAACUCAAACCUUGUCUUUGACAUUUUUUGUCUGCGUAAGGAGUGAGACUGUUGAAACAUUGUGUACAGAUAAAAAAAAAAAGUAAGAAGCGAAAGUGCCGUUCAGACUUUAAGCUUUCAAAAAUAAUGCCAAAAUAUUGCUACAAGCACCAGGGGAAGAUCACAGCCCUUGACAGGCGUUGCUAUUGUGUAACAAAACUUUAGUUUAUUUAUUGAUUGGUGAAGAGGUGAAUUAAGGACAGUGGGAUUCAAGCUAAUGAAAACAUUCACCAAUGGGGGACAAUUGGGUCUAUUUCUCAUUACCAAACGUAGAAGAGCACACACGCCUAACCUCGACUACAUCCGGGCUGGGGUCUCGUCACUCAGCGGUGGGAAGAGGCAAAUCAAUGCCAUCUCAUUAGUUCCUGUCACAACUUAAAUUGUUAAUUGAUUGAGCUGGGAUAGAGAGCAACCCCAGCCCUGAACUGUGAGUCUCAAACUGUACUGUAUUGUAACCUCAUGCUACACUGGUACUUGCUUUGCACAAACAUUAAUAUAAUAUGAUUAAAUACAGAUUAAUAUUUUAAAAUGCAUAUGCUGUUGAUUUUAUUUUUUACAUGGUGAUAUUGGUAUGUUGUAUAAAUUCUGUAGUCGGUCUAUAUUGUGAUAUGUUAGUUAUAUCCUGUAUGUAUCCUAUUUUUGAAAAAAAAAAUGGUUCUAAAGAUGGUCUGGGAUUGUAUAUAACAAGGGCUAUGACACAAACAUGAGUGAGGGGUGAAUCACUGACAAUAUUUUAACAUUGUGCGUAUUUUGUACAUUUUAUAUGUACAUACUGGAGUACAUUAAACAUUUUUAUACAGAAACAAA
This is a messenger RNA of Scophthalmus maximus (turbot), 3034 nucleotides long. It is a transcript of the gene rhbdl3, whose product is annotated as rhomboid, veinlet-like 3 (Drosophila). The record is from RefSeq and is a predicted model, not a curated record. NCBI's taxonomy places the organism in Eukaryota, Metazoa, Chordata, Actinopteri, Pleuronectiformes, Scophthalmidae. Bases 179 to 1306 code for a protein of 375 amino acids. The transcript is spliced from 8 exons. Gene Ontology annotation, molecular function: calcium ion binding; serine-type endopeptidase activity. Gene Ontology annotation, cellular component: membrane.